AUGGCGAGUAAGUUUGAGGAUGCUUCUUCUCCCAGGUAUACACUAAUGGCGAACCUCUCUAGAAUCCAAGAACUCGUCCCAGCACAACCAGUCGAAGAAGGCUCACCUAUCAAGAAGCCAAAGACCUCCAGAUACCCUUCCCUCAAGGGCACCGACCCCAAGUUCAGAAGAAACCACAAGCAUGCCCUGCACGGAACAAUGAAGGCACUGAAGGCGGCCAGAGAGGAAUCAGCAUAA
Messenger RNA from Pseudogymnoascus destructans, 237 nucleotides. RefSeq names its product 60S ribosomal protein L29 (gene RPL29). Gene Ontology annotation, biological process: cytoplasmic translation. The transcript has 3 exons. Lineage: Eukaryota; Fungi; Ascomycota; Leotiomycetes; Thelebolales; Thelebolaceae. Gene Ontology annotation, molecular function: structural constituent of ribosome. The coding region runs from base 1 to 237 and encodes 78 amino acids. Gene Ontology annotation, cellular component: cytosolic large ribosomal subunit; ribosome. The record is from RefSeq and is a predicted model, not a curated record.